Mercurialis annua (annual mercury) is the source of this 2521-nucleotide messenger RNA. RefSeq lists its product as uncharacterized. Gene Ontology annotation, molecular function: ribosome binding; Hsp70 protein binding. NCBI's taxonomy places the organism in Eukaryota, Viridiplantae, Streptophyta, Magnoliopsida, Malpighiales, Euphorbiaceae. Gene Ontology annotation, cellular component: cytosol. The transcript is spliced from 2 exons. Gene Ontology annotation, biological process: regulation of translational fidelity; 'de novo' cotranslational protein folding. The record is from RefSeq and is a predicted model, not a curated record. Bases 186 to 2129 code for a protein of 647 amino acids.
ACUCAUAUUUGUUCAGCUCCUCUUUUUAGACGCUGCGCAUCGAUCAUCUCUUCCACCUCCUCUAAACCCUAAAACCACAAUCACCGCCCCAGACCCGCCUAUUCGACAAGCUUGGUUAACAAACAGGGUGGGUAUUGGGUUAUUGGAGAUUGAUUUUGGUCGAGUAAUUAUCUUUUUUGAACAUUAUGGUCGUCAUGCCUAAGUUUCGGCUUAUUUCUUAUUCAAAAGAGCUUGUGGAUGGAAAUCCAAUCUAUGUUUCUUCAAAUGCGCUUCCUAUCAAGGCUGUAAAAUUUGAACCUGCUGGGCAUGCAUUUCAUGCUGUUGCUCUCAAACUCAGUGGCCAUGUGGAAGAAGAUGUGGACAGUGAUGACCAGAAAGUUCCGAAUGAAAAGGAACAGUCACACAUGCCGUCAGCUGAUUCUUACAGCAGCAAAGGUAAGAAGAAAUCUGGAGACAAGCAACAAGAUCACUAUGCCUUGUUAGGUUUGAGUCAUUUGAGAUAUCUUGCUACUGAAGAACAGAUACGGAAAAGCUAUCGCGAGGUUGCUUUGAAAUAUCAUCCUGAUAAACAGGCUGCAAUUCUUCUUGCUGAGCAAACUGAGGCUGCAAAACAAGUAAAAAAGGAGGAAAUAGAGAGCCAUUUCAAAGCUAUUCAAGAAGCAUAUGAAGUUUUGAUUGACCCUAUAAAGAGAAGAAUAUAUGACUCCACUGAUGAAUUUGAUGAUGAAAUCCCCACUGACUGUGCACCUCAGGACUUCUUUAAGGUUUUUGGGCCUGCUUUUAUGAGGAAUGGACGGUGGUCGGUAACCCAGCCAAUUCCAUCUCUAGGUGAUGAUACUUUAUCUCUGAAAGAAGUCGAAAGCUUCUAUGAUUUCUGGUAUAGCUUUAAGAGCUGGAGGGAGUUCCCACAUUCUGAUGAGUUUGAUGUUGAGCAAGCUGAAUCUCGUGAACAUAAAAGGUGGAUGGAGAGGCAAAAUGCAAAAAUUACUGAGAAGGAAAGGAAGGAAGAGUAUGCAAGAAUACGUACUCUUGUGGACAAUGCUUAUAAAAGAGAUCCGCGAAUAUUGAGGAGAAAGGAAGAGGAAAAAGCUGAAAGGCAGAGAAAGAAGGAAGCUAAAAUUUUGGCGAAAAAGCAGCAGGAGGAAGAAGCUGUAAGGGCUGUUGAAGAGGAGAAACGCCGUAAAGAAGAGGAGGGAAAGCGCGCUGCUGAAAUUGCGUUGCAGCAGAAAAAGAUAAAGGAGAAAGAGAAGAAGCUUCUGCGCAAAGAGCGAACUCGUCUUCGAACACUUUCAGCACCCGUCUUAUCCCAGCGUUUGCUUAAUCUUUCCGAUGACAAUGUGGAAAAUCUUUGUUCGUCAUUGGAUAUUUUGAGUCUCAGGGAUUUAUGUGAUAAAAUGGAGGGUAAAGAAGAGCUAGAGCAAGCAAAAUUGCUCACUGAUGCUAGUGGGCAUAAACAUAAUACUGAGAGCAUUAAAGAACAGAAGAGUAACGGCUCGGUGGAGCGAAAUGGAAGUGUCCCAUUAGGCAACUUUCAAAAGAAGGAGAAGCCUUGGAACAAAGAAGAAAUUGAGCUUCUAAGAAAAGGAAUGCUGAAGUAUCCUAAAGGAACCUCUCGGAGGUGGGAGGUUAUUUCUGAAUAUAUUGGUACUGCAAGAUCUGUCGAAGAAAUUCUAAAGGCAACAAAAACCGUCCUCCUUCAAAAACCAGACUCUGCUAAAGCUUUUGAUUCUUUUCUUGAGAAGAGGAAGCCUACACAAUCCAUUGCUUCUCCACUUACAACUAGAGAUGAAACAGGAGAACCAGCUCCAGCAGCAGCAGCUAAACAAGAGCCGGAAACUAGUAAAGCAGCAAAGACGGAAACUCCCGAGGAUUCCUCAAGUAAAUCUGCAAAUAACAAGAAUCCUGAUGAAGGGGUAACUGAAAAUGGAGCGGCUUCAAGUUCAGAUCAAGACAUUUGGUCCGCUGUGCAAGAAAGAGCUCUAGUUCAGGCGCUAAAAACAUUUCCAAAGGAAACCAAUCAGCGGUGGGAGCGGGUAUCUGCUGCAGUUCCUGGGAAGACUGUGAAUCAGUGCAAGAAAAAAUUUACUGUGAUGAAGGAGAGCUUUAGAAACAAGAAACCCGCAGUUUAAUUCAUCGGAUAAUUCAGCAGGCGAAUGGUCAUUUUUCGCUCCUUAUUCACUUUUACUAUCCAUUAUCGUCUAGUAUUACCGUCUGGCAUUUGUUGACAGAUUUUACUAUAAACAUUUUCCGGGGAAGAGACGACAUGGAAGUAGUAGUUUGGCCCCAGAUGAUUCACAGUAUCGAAGGAUUUUUGGUUCCAUCAUGUUAUCCGGAGACGAUGUAUAUGUAGUCAGAUAUGAGGUGGUACCAGAUUCUUUGGAGCAAUUUUUGCAGGGUGUUCAUUUUUAUUAGAUUUUAGUAAAUGGUAUAACUUAUUAAAUUUCACCAACUUUUCUUACCCAAUGUUCACAAUGGAUGUUUUUAGCUAUUUAGUUAAAUUAUUUUUAGAGAAUUUCUUUUA